Sclerotinia sclerotiorum 1980 UF-70 is the source of this 1077-nucleotide messenger RNA. RefSeq lists its product as hypothetical. Gene Ontology annotation, molecular function: carbohydrate:proton symporter activity. The transcript has 2 exons. Bases 1 to 1077 code for a protein of 358 amino acids. Gene Ontology annotation, biological process: transmembrane transport; carbohydrate transport. Gene Ontology annotation, cellular component: membrane. Lineage: Eukaryota; Fungi; Ascomycota; Leotiomycetes; Helotiales; Sclerotiniaceae. The record is from RefSeq and is a predicted model, not a curated record.
AUGUCCGAGCAGCUCGAAAAUGAACGUCGUCUCGUCGGCGGGGCCAGUUUCUUCGACCUCAUGAAAGAAAUGUGGACGAUAUCAGGAAACCGUAAUCGGGCUUUAAUAUCCAUCGGACUAAUGAUAUGUCAACAAAUGACCGGCACAAACGCCAUAAACUACUACGCGCCGACCAUCUUCCUCAAUCUGGGGGUAAAUUCCACAACUGCCGGACUCUUCGCAACAGGCAUCUACGGCAUUGUAAAAAUGGCCACCUGUGCGGUAUUCCUCCUCGUAGCGGCCGAUUCUCUCGGAAGGAGAAAAUCAUUAUUAUGGACGAGUAUUGCGCAGGGAUGCGCCAUGUUUGUGAUUGGUUUUUAUGUGAGGUUUGAUCCGCCGCUCAAGGGUGCCACUAUACCUCCCGUGGGAUAUUUCGCUCUGACGUGUAUUUAUCUAUUUGCGGGAUUUUUCCAGUUUGGAUGGGGACCGUGUUGUUGGAUUAUUGUGAGUGAAAUACCGGCUGCGAGACUGAGGGCUCUUAAUGUGGCGAUUGCGGCGGCAACGCAGUGGUUGUUUAAUUUUGUCGUUGCGAAGGCCGUGCCUACCAUGCUCGUAACAGUCGGACGCGCAGGCUACGGAACCUACUUCAUCUUCGGCUCUUUCUGCUUCAGCAUGUUUUUCUUCGUAUGGUUCCUAAUCCCCGAAACCAAAGGUCUCUCACUUGAAAAAAUGGACUCUCUAUUUGGAAUCACCGAAGUCGCGAAUAAAGAUAUAGAAUCUAAUAUUGGAUCUGUUCGAGGUACCCACGCUAUUGAUGAGAAAGCUGUUAUUGAUAUUCCUGAGAUUGCGGAUGAGAAUGCAGGGAAGAGAGAUGUGCAAAGGGGUGAAUGUGUUGAACUUUCUGGUGUACCGAGUUCACAGGUUCGAGGACCUGAGAUUUCGAGGGAUGAUGGUGGGGAGGAGAAGGAGAUUGAAUUGAGAGGCGGUCCCGGCGAUGCGAGGGCGUUGACACCUACGAGACAUUUUGUGGGGAAGGAGAAAGAGAAGGAUAAGAAUGAGACGGGGAGCGUGGGUGAUCAAAUGGGGUAUUAUUGUUAA